AUGAAGAAAUUUAUGGAUGCUGAAGAAGAAAACCAAGGAGAUUUCUCGGAGUAUACAUGCGACUGCGAAAGGUCUAAAUUACUUUCCUGUCAUGAAGAACAUAACAGGUUUGUUGAUGCUAAAAAUAAGGGCAAUUCAAGAAGGCCCAUUAAGGAUAUAAGCAAUUUAAGAUACCAGAGAUUAAGGUUAUCGAACGAGAAACCCAAAAAAUUACUCCUAUUGGAGACUUCCACAAAGAAAAAUAAUCAUAUCUUUGCCAGUGUGGAUAAUAAUAUUCAGAAACGUGAAGAAUUAUUGACCGGUUUUUUUAGCAAGAAUGGAAGCAAUCAAAAAGAGAAUAAAAAUGAAAUGGGAGUGGCAUUCAAACCAAUUGAAAAUGGAAAUUCGAAUUCUCCCAUAAGGAUGUCUUCUUUGAUGGCAUCAUGGAAACAACAAGAGUUGAAAAAUAAAAACUUCAAAACUGCUGAAGAAAGUGAAGAAUACCAUCAGGUAAAGUUUCAAUGGCCUAAAGGAGAGAGUGCAAACUAUGGAAAAACACAUGAAAAUCAGGCCAUUAAAGGAAUUAAAAGUAGCCAAUAUUCGAAUUGUCAACAGGAUGAUGGAUUCCGUAAAAUAAAAGGGCCAGAAAACACAAGAAGUUCCACCAAAAAUAUAAACAAUCAAAGCAACCUAUUUACAUUUUCAAAAAGAGAUGAACUGCACGGAAGUGUGAAUCUUGAGGAGGUUCUGAAAGACCGCUAUCCCAAUUGCUUAUGGUAUAAAUCAUCCUCGAACCGAUCACAGCGUUAG
This is a messenger RNA of Naumovozyma castellii, 789 nucleotides long. RefSeq lists its product as uncharacterized. The coding region runs from base 1 to 789 and encodes 262 amino acids. The transcript has a single exon. The record is from RefSeq and is a predicted model, not a curated record. Lineage: Eukaryota; Fungi; Ascomycota; Saccharomycetes; Saccharomycetales; Saccharomycetaceae.